AUGGGCGGAUCGCCGCAUCUGACCGAGCGUCAACACGCGCAACACGCGACAUUUCCUUCGCCGCGUCGAAAUCCACAGUACCCUGUCUCGGCGACUCGUGGGAAUGGACUCGUGGACUCGCAGCAGCUCCCGGACACUGAUCGACAUGCCAACCGCUGUUCAGUACCCGCUGCUCAAAGCACGGCGUCAACGCGAGCCGAGACAGGUCCUUCCAGCUUGCCUUAUAAGACGAAAACCCGGAACGGCAGCUCAACAUCAUCCAGAGAUCCCGUUCCCCAGCCACAAACACAAGAGCUACCAGGCUCGUCGAAUAAUUCGACCGCCCAGAGUGGCUACUCGCCCAAGCAGCCACAACCGCAACCUCCACCCAUAGAAGCCGGAGACCCUCCCGCGGAAAACCUACGAGAUAACGGCGCCCAAUCCUCUACAAUACCCAAAAGUCCAUCGAAAAUGUUACUGGGUCAGAAGCGAACGGCAAUGGGGGUGGCGAAAUCUGCGCACAGCCCGCAAGAUUCUUAUAGCGUCAAUAAAACCGGCGUUGAAAGACGGCGCUCGGGCAGCAUUGGCUCGCUCUCUCAUGGGAAUCGGAUUGCGGCCUUGUCCGUACAUCUCCGUACGCGCCUGUCUUAUGCUGCAUCCAAGAUUGAGAAAAGCCGGCAAGGAAACACUGCACGGUUGCCAAUGGGCCUACUAGAAAAUGGCUCCCAUGCACCCCCCGCAGAUCUGGACUCGCUAAAACGCAUGGGUUUUUACCAUUACCCCGACAUUCCCUUAGAAACUCAUCAAGCGAUGGACAUGAAUUCUCCUGAUGGCACAACUGUGUCUGCACCGGAUGCGUCAGUGCCAUUUCAUUCCCAGUUCCAGCAAGAGCCUUUGCGAGCGUCGCCAAUAAUUCGCUCCGGUUCAUCCACCUCAUUCACGCCACAUCAUGAUCGGUCGAGAUCCCAUGGCUCAACACCAACGAUCCCAAGACUUGCACCGCCAGCAGACAUCAUUCCGAAAAGUAGUAAUCCACGGCGAAGAAGGCCGAAUCCUAACGAAGCGUUCAGCUCCCAACGAUACUCCCCCUUUCCCCUUCAUCGACGACACCAUUCACAACAGGAGUUCAGUGCUUCAAAACCGGUCACCAAUUCGGAAACCCUCCUGGUACCUGGAACACCCCCACUUCAGCCACCAUCUGGGGUAACUUCAACGCCGUAUGGACAUAUUCAAGGCACAGCGAUGGAACAGGAUGCCAUUGAGACGCUAUUAUUUAUGUCCAGCCCGGGACACUCGGGGUAUCAUUCCAAUUCCCAGAACUCUCAGGCCCAACCGAGCUUGGUACGGAACAGCGUUAGCAACUCCAUAGAUUCCAUGACCAGCUCGAGAUGGGGACAGGGGUCGCAUCACAAGGAUGAAAGCGACCAGUCCGGUUCCCACAGGCACGGAUCGAAUGCUGGAUUGGAGUCGCAAGCAGGCGAUGAGAUCGAUCGUAUGCUAGACCAGAUGGAUAGCGACAGUGAGGACGAAAAGCCCUUUGCUCGUCAUCACUCGAACAGUCUGAGCACAACUUCAAUACAGAAAAAGAGCUCCAGCGGGCGGGAGACUCCUGGAGGGUCCUGA
Aspergillus steynii IBT 23096 is the source of this 1602-nucleotide messenger RNA. RefSeq lists its product as uncharacterized. The transcript has 2 exons. The record is from RefSeq and is a predicted model, not a curated record. NCBI's taxonomy places the organism in Eukaryota, Fungi, Ascomycota, Eurotiomycetes, Eurotiales, Aspergillaceae. Bases 1 to 1602 code for a protein of 533 amino acids.